Messenger RNA from Colias croceus (clouded yellow), 3056 nucleotides. It is a transcript of the gene Eip93F, whose product is annotated as mushroom body large-type Kenyon cell-specific protein 1. Gene Ontology annotation, molecular function: DNA binding. Lineage: Eukaryota; Metazoa; Arthropoda; Insecta; Lepidoptera; Pieridae. Gene Ontology annotation, cellular component: nucleus. Gene Ontology annotation, biological process: regulation of transcription by RNA polymerase II. The coding region runs from base 873 to 3056 and encodes 727 amino acids. The record is from RefSeq and is a predicted model, not a curated record. The transcript is spliced from 7 exons.
UGUGCACGUAUGCACGGUCUAUGCAACGCGCAUUGCGUAACACACGCAAAUAUACACAUUCUUUCCAAUAAUUACCGAACGCACCUCGAAAAUUCAAAUUUGACAUUGACGUUUUCGAAAAACAAAUUCCCGCGCUCCGCCCGCGGGAAAGAGACGGACAUAGCUCCCCGCGACCGCUAUUUGGGUGACGUCGGCCGGUGCAUAGCGAAAUAAAAUAAUGAAAAGUUGCAUUCAGUAAUUUCGUUGUGUUUACGCGCGUUGCUAGUUCGUUCAGUUGGACAUUGCCUUUUUUCUCGCGGUCGCAGCGCCAUCUACGCGCUCCAUAUUCCAUAGUACACAUGGUUGUUAUUCAUGGAUCUGUCACAACAACCUCGACGACCGAUAGUGUGAAAAUGUGAGGUGGGAACAUUUUUUGGCGCGGUGAAACUGUGUCUGGCUGCCCGCGGAAAAUUGAUGUAGCGGUGUUUUUUACUAAACUUAACCUACGACAAUCUUCAGUUGCGCGCGAGCGGCCCCGCACGCGCCUCGCGCUCAUCAAACACUAAAACAUACGAAAAUCCGAAUGGACCCCGCCCCGAAGCCGAAACUUACCGAAUUCAAACACAAAACUUUAUUCAAACUUUUGAAUUUACCUCGCCAAUCGCGACCGACGUUCGAUGACCUCAAACGCAAACUAUUUUUUUAAUUGCUCAAUUUUGUGAUCUAGACCUUAGACAUAGUGCCUUACGUACAAACUCAUUGUGAUGUCAUAGUGCAAAAUAGAUAUAAACUAGUUAAGUGUUAGUGAACUAUAUUUUUGGAGAGAUAACGUUUUGUGUCCGAGUGCAUAUGGACUACAGCAUAGCCUCUAUAAGGGUUGCCGCGCAUGUGCAAUGGCGGAGUGCUCGUUCGCGCGCUGCCAGCAGGAACGCCGCGCGAUACGCAAGGAGCUGCAGCGCUGGACCAAGAACAUGGUGUACAUACUCGGUCUAGAACGGGUGGCGGAGGAGUUGAUGGGUCGAAGAAAAUGGAAAUUGUAUCAAGAUGCGUUGAUACCAAAACGAAUAGAGGGCGAUCAGUCAAGCGACGACGAAUCCAUGCCUGCCACCGACCACCCUCCCGCGCUCAAGAUAAAAACGAUACAGCAGAUCAACGAGGCGGAGGAGACAGAGGAGGUUGGCAGGAAUUCCAUCCUGGAGAGUCUGAUCAAGCGGCCCGCGGCUGCUCCGAAGGUGGAGCCGGAGCCAGCGGAUUGGAAGCCGGCGGACAAGUGCUACUUUUGCGUGGACGGCGAGCGGGGUGAGGCGGCGGAGCCUAGGGCGGGGGGCGCGACGAGUCCCGCAUCGGAAUCGGAUAGCAGUUCUGUGUCAGGCGCGAAGAGCCCCGCGGGGGGUCCGCCGCUGUUGCAACACCUCUUGCAACUGCAAUUACAGGGUCAGAACCCCCAAGCGAUAGCACAGUUUCAACAGAUGCUGGCAGCGCUUGCAGCGCUUGGCACGGGGCUGGUGCAGCCGGCGCUGCCGCAGGCGUGGAUGAUGCAGCGGCUGGCAGCGGCUAGACCGCUUGAUGGGCUAGCAGACCCGGACAAGGUGGGGGUGCCCCGCUCGUCACCGACUGUGACGGAACAGCCCCUGGACCUCAGCGCCAAGUCGACCUCCAGUACUAGUGGCACUCCGCCGCCGGACCUCAAGGUCCAGGAUAAUUCCAGAUUAAAACGUUCCGCGCUAGAUGGUGCCGGCAACAGCACGCGACGUAACUACACGGAAGACGAGCUGCAGUCCGCCCUCAGAGACAUACAGUCGGGGCGCCUCGGCACGCGCCGCGCCGCCGCCGUGUACGGCAUCCCGCGCUCCACACUCCGCAACAAGGUCAACAAGCACGGCCUCGCGCCCGAGGCUCAGGAGUCCGACCCCGACAGCGACCCCGAGAAACCAGAGACGCCCUCCUCCGUCAUCCUCAAAAUACCCUCCUUCCCGCCCCCCGACGACAAGAGCUCGUCGCCCGCCACGCCGGUCACCACGCCCGUGACCCCCAUCACCCCGCUCCUCCCCCCGCAACCGUCGCUCAACCCGCCCUCGCAGCUGCUGCUCCCGCCCUCGGUGUUCGCCGACCCGCCGGCCUCGCAACACCUUCUCACGUCCAUCAGCGACGUCAUCGCCAAAAGCAUAAGCCAAAAGUUUCAACAGCCUCUCGAUAGGCCUCCCCAACUCGACUUGUCCUACAUGCGAGCUCCCGACCGACACGUGUCGGUGAUCAAGACGCCGCCGGACAACCAGAGAAACUACGCCGUACCGAGCAACUCGAAGGCGACGAAUAACGGGCAGCCCGCGACCGGCGGCAAGGGCACGCGGCCCAAGCGGGGCAAGUAUCGGAACUACGACAGGGACAGCCUCGUCGAAGCGGUCAAGGCCGUGCAGCGAGGCGAGAUGUCCGUGCACAGAGCGGGCUCCUACUACGGCGUUCCGCACUCGACCCUCGAAUACAAAGUGAAGGAGCGGCACCUGAUGCGGCCGCGAAAGCGCGAGCCGAAGCCGCAGCAGGACGCGAAGCCGCAGCCGCCGAAGCCGCCUAUGAAGCCGCCGACGAAGCCGUUCACGAACGGGCUCAACGGGCCCGAGGCGCCCGGCUACCCGGCCGGCUACCCCUUCUGGCCCGGCGCCGGCUUCCCGCCGCCCGCCUCCGACCUGUACACGUCGCACAUGAUGCGGCGGCUGCGCGGCGAGGCGCCGCCGCCCGCCAACGGCUCCUUCCUCGAGGGCAUCAUCCGCUCGAGCCUCGAGCGGCCCGGCGCCGCGCUGCUGCAGCGGCUCACCGCCGAGCCGCGCGGCGAGGCGCCCAGCCUGCUGCGGCGGCUGGCCGGCGAGCCCGACGACGAGCCCGCCGCGCGCCGCCCGCGCCUCGACUCCGACCACCAGCUGGCGGCCGAGAUGCGCGAGGCGGUGCAGCGGCUGCGCGCCGACAAGCUGCGGCCGCGCAACGGCACGCCCACGCCGCCCGCCGCGCCCGAGCCGGCCCGCUCGCCGCCCGCGCCGCCCGCCCCGCACCCCGCGCCGCACCCCGCCCCCCACCCCGCCUAG